Molecule: messenger RNA, 2775 nt
Organism: Dipodomys ordii (Ord's kangaroo rat)
Lineage: Eukaryota; Metazoa; Chordata; Mammalia; Rodentia; Heteromyidae
Gene: Faah
Product: fatty acid amide hydrolase
Exons: 15
Coding region: 1-1623 (540 amino acids)
Biological process (GO): fatty acid catabolic process
Molecular function (GO): fatty acid amide hydrolase activity; amidase activity
Source: RefSeq, a predicted model, not a curated record
AUGUGGGUGAAGUUUUGGCUGCCGCCCCUGCAGCAUGCCCCACCCACCUCUAGCAGGCUUCCAGAGGUGACAUCUGCAACAGCCAGGAAUGGCAAGGGUCCUGUCUCUGCUGUCAAGUUGUGGGUGGGCAUGUCUGUCAUGGGUUGGCAUGUGGUGGUGAGCAUCUGCUGGGCCUGGGAAGUGAAUAAAGGAAUCAACUGUGUGACCUCUUAUCUGGCUGACUGUGAGACCCAGCUGUCCCGGGCUCCGCGGCGGGGUCUGCUCUAUGGGGUCCCUGUGAGCCUCAAGGAGUGCUUCCACUACAAGGGUCAGAACUCCACGCUGGGAUUGAGCCUGCACGAGGGGGUGCUGGCAGAAUGUGACAGCGUGGUGGUGCAGGUGCUGAAGCUGCAGGGCGCCGUGCCCUUUGUGCACACCAAUGUCCCCCAGUCUAUGUACAGCUAUGACUGCAGUAAUCCCCUCUUUGGUCAGACCAUUAAUCCAUGGAAGUCCUCCAAGAGCCCAGGAGGUUCGUCAGGGGGUGAGGGAGCCCUCAUUGGGUCCGGAGGCUCCCCCCUUGGCCUAGGCACUGACAUUGGAGGCAGUAUCCGCUUCCCUUCAUCCUUCUGUGGCAUCUGUGGCCUCAAGCCUACCGGAAAUCGCCUUAGCAAGAGUGGCCUGAAGGGCAGUGUCUAUGGACAGGAGGCAGUGAAGCUCUCUGUUGGUCCCAUGGCCCGGGAUGUGGAGAGCCUGGCGCUGUGCAUGCGAGCCUUGCUAUGUGAGGACAUGUUCCGUUUGGAUCCCACCGUGCCCCCCCUGCCCUUCAGGGAAGAGAUCUACACAAGCUCCCGGCCCCUGAGAGUGGGAUAUUAUGAGACUGACAACUAUACCAUGCCUAGCCCAGCCAUGAAGCGGGCCUUGCUAGAGACCAAGCAGAGCCUUGAAGCUGCUGGCCACACGCUGGUUCCCUUCUUGCCAAACAACAUACCCCAUGCUCUGGAGACCCUGGCGACAGGCGGGCUAUUCAGUGAUGGAGGCCACACCUUCCUGCAGAACUUCAAAGGUGAUUUUGUGGACUCCUGCUUGGGGGACCUGAUCCUAGUUCUGAAGCUGCCCACAUGGCUUAAAGGGCUGCUGUCCUUCCUGCUGAAGCCUAUGCUCCCACGGUUGGCAAGCUUUCUCAGCAGCCUGAAACCUCGGUCGGCUGCAAAGCUCUGGGAACUGCAACAUGAGAUCCAGGUGUACCGCAGCUCCGUGAUCACUCAGUGGAGAGCACUGGACCUGGAUGUGCUGCUGACCCCCAUGCUUGGCCCUGCUCUAGACCUGAAUGCUCCAGGCAGGGCCCCAGGGGCUGUCAGUUACACCAUGCUGUACAACUGUCUGGACUUCCCUGCCGGGGUGGUACCAGUUACCACGGUGACAGCCGAGGAUGAUGCCCAGAUGGAACACUAUCAGGGAUACUUUGGCGAUAUCUGGGACAAAAUGCUGAAGAAGGCCAUGAAGAAGAGUGUGGGGCUGCCUGUGUCCGUGCAGUGUGUGGCUCUGCCCUGGCAGGAAGAAAUGUGUCUGCGGUUGAUGCGGGAGGUGGAGCAACUGAUGACCCCGGAAAAGCGACUUUCUCCUCAGGAACACCUGCCUGCCUAGCUCCAGGCAACCUGGAUCCCACAUACUCCGUGGUCCAGCCUAGUUAGGCCACAUUGCCACCCCACAAGCAAAUGUUCAGCAUGGGGGAAAGACUUCCAUGCCCAUCACCCUGACCCUCCUCUCCCCAAAUUCUGGACCUUGCUCCCCUCUCCGACCCCUUACCCCAUGUGACAGCCAGUACCUAUGACAUGGGCUAAGGCCCACCUACAGUGAAGAAUCGGUUCCUUGUCUGUGCACUUUCUGGAUGUUGCCAUUCGGCUGCUGGGGGCUGGACCUGUUGGGAGCAGGGCUCUUUUCUUGCUGGGCAUUAGCCUGGUUGUCCUGAGCACUGUCCCUGUUCUUUCUUGCUUUGCUCCCUUUCUCUGCCAACAGUGCCCUUUUCUGCUUUUGCAUCACUCAACCCAUUGAGGCCCAGCUUAGAUCUUCCUCCAGAAGGUCUGCUGUCUUUCCUUUAGGCUAUUUCCUGGCAGCCAGUAGUUUGUGUGAUGCUACCUGAGCACACUUGCUCUCCCCAAUGGCUACAUCUUUGUCUUCCAUGGACUGCAAAGGAUCAGGAACGUGCCUGAAUGGGCUGGGGUGUGGGGUGUGGGGUGAAGAGUUGAAUGGACACAGCUGGCUCUAAGCUGGUGCUGUUGGGCAGAGAAGAGCUGGAGACAAGACAGUCAUUUGACAGCAUCUCACAGAGCCCACUGAGUCUGGAUUGCUCUGGGAAGGCAUCCUGGAGGAAAAGGACCUGUGCUGAAACUAGAAAAUUCCUAGAGAUUGAGAUAAGAAAUACUAAAAAAAAAAAAGGCAUUCCAAAAAGAGACAGUUUUCCCAAAGACUAUGGUGAGGGCAAGCAUGUGGAAUUGGUAGAGCAGAAGCAGAAAUACAGGAGAGGCCAGAUCAAGAUGAACUUGGGGUCAGGAACUUGAACUCUUGUCUCAUGGGAGAUGAGGGCAUUUGUAGGAUCAUGCACACUGGAGGAGCAAAGCGAAGGACAUUGGGCCAUGAUUUGUAAUCUACAGAGAGGCUGAAGUACUUGCCCAAGAUUGAGAGGGGUUGUUUGGAACUGUUUUGGAUUGGGAUGGAGGUAAAUUUGUGUCCUGUCCAGUCUGUCAGCUAACCUCUCAUUGGACUGCAUUGCCUGGUGGGUAAAAGGCAGUUAGUUUG